UGACUGUCUUAUAAGGAAUUUACACCUUAUCAGUUGUAGAUAAACUGAUAAAGCAUACAAUUUCCCACGAAACGCACCACACCCAUCCAGUCUUGCCAGCGUCCGCAUUCCCAAAGGGCGCACGGGAUGACGGCUCAGCCCCCCAGCAGGUUCUCUCUCCAAAGGGCCUCGCAGGUGCUGGCUGACUCCGCCGACAGCAUCCAGCGCUUCCUCGACGGGACUUUCGACGUCCGGCUCUUCCUCAGUUACGUCCUGAAGGGCUUCUCCUUCCACAUCCUCGCCUCGUGGAGCUUCUCCUUGGCAGCACUCGUUGUUUUCUGCUGCGUCGUCUUCAGUAGGGGAGAGGCCCGAGCGAGAAGCAGCGCCGCCCGUGGAAAUGAAGCAAGAAAUGAACGGCCGCCGUCGUCCGCCAGCAGGUUCUCCCUUCAGUGGGUCUUGCACAUGCUAGGUGUUGCGAUAGACUCCGUCGAUACCGUCCUCCGUUUCCUCGACGAUCGCACGGGGACUUUUGACGUCUACCUCUUCCUCAGUUACAUCUUAAAGGGCUUCCUUUUUAACGUCCUCGCGUCGUGGAGUUACGUCGGAGCAGGACUCGUUCUCUUCUACCGCGUCUCCUCGAGAGAGCGCGAGGCCAAGUUAGACAAGAAGAUAGCCCUCGCGAGAACCGACGCCGCUACGUUCAAGGCCCUGUACGAGGAUACGGGAAUCGAGCUGCCUCCGUGGAUCACCUUUCCAGACACAGAGCGAGCAGAAUGGGUAAACGAGGUCAUCAAACAGCUGUGGCCAAGAAUCGGAGAAUAUGCCAAGGAUUAUUGCAAACAUAUUUUGCAACCAGACUUAGCGAGCAGAAUGAAACCUAUAAGCUUCGAAUUUAGCAAAAUACAUCUCGGCGACGUCGCCCUUAUGGUCACCGGUGUUAAGGUUCAUAAUAGGACCUCACGCCAUAGGAUUACGAUGGACGUGGGCAUAGUAUUUACUGGGAACAGUUCUUUUGAAGUACGCGUCGCAGGAAACGAAAGUGGCAUUAAAGAACUUAAAAUAUCCGGCCAAUUGCGCAUCAUGUUUGCGCCACUCCUGAGUCAUGUUCCAUUCGUGCGAGACUUCCAAGUAUACUUCCUCCGAAAACCUGAUUGUCAUUUCAAAUUCACCAAACGCGUGAAAUUCCUAAG
Penaeus vannamei (Pacific white shrimp) is the source of this 1169-nucleotide messenger RNA. NCBI's taxonomy places the organism in Eukaryota, Metazoa, Arthropoda, Malacostraca, Decapoda, Penaeidae. The record is from RefSeq and is a predicted model, not a curated record.